GGGGAUUGAAGCAGAGGCCCGGUAGGAGGGCCGGCUGGUCCAGCCUGCAGCCGCCGACGGGCCGCGGGACGCGGAGAAGCAUGGCCCGGCCAGCCGUUUGCGCGCUUGCCCUGGCGGCGGUGCUGCUGCUCGGUGUCGCCACCGUCUCCAGAUCCAAGGGCCUGCGGGGCAAGGAGCAUCAGGGGACGCCCCGGAUCCCUUCUCAGUUCAGCCAGGAGGAGCGCGUCGCGAUGAAGGAAGCUCUGAAAAGUGCCAUCCAGAUUCCAACAGUGUCAUUCAGCCCCAAGGAGUUGAACACAACAGCCCUGGCAGAGUUUGGACAAUACAUUCGUACAGUCUUCCCUGCGGUCUUCAAAGCCAGCUUUAUCCGACAUGAAGUCGUGGGAGAGUACAGCCACCUGUUCACUGUCCAAGGCUCGGACCCCAGCUUGCAGCCAUACAUGCUGAUGGCUCACAUUGAUGUGGUGCCUGCCCCCGCUGAAGGCUGGGAGGUGCCCCCGUUCUCUGGGUUGGAGCGUGAUGGCUUCAUCUAUGGUCGAGGCACCAUGGACAACAAGAACUCUGUGAUGGCAAUCCUGCAGGCCUUGGAGCUCCUGCUGAUCAGAAACUACGUCCCCCGAAGGUCUUUCUUCAUUGCCCUGGGCCAUGAUGAGGAGGUGUCGGGGACAAAUGGAGCCCAGAAGAUCUCAGCCCUGCUACAGGCACGGGGCAUCCAGCUGGCCUUCAUUGUGGACGAGUGUGGCUUCAUCUUGGACGAUUUCAUUCCCGGCCUCAAGAAGCCCUUUGCCAUGGUUUCAGUCUCAGAGAAGGGCGCGAUUAACCUCAUGCUGCAAGUAAACAUGACGCCAGGCCACUCCUCAGCUCCUCCGAAGGAAACUAGUGUUGGCAUCCUCGCCACCGCUGUCAGCCGACUGGAGCAGACACCAAUGCCAAACAUGUUUGGAGAUGGGCCAUUGAAGAUAGCACUGCAGCAACUGGCCAGUGAGUUUUCCUUCCCAACCAAUAUAAUCCUGAGGAAUCUGUGGCUAUUCUGGCCUCUUGUAAGCAGAUUAAUGGAGAGGAAUUACAUAACCAACACACUGGUCAGAACCACCACGGCGCUUACCAUGUUCAAUGCCGGGCUCAAGGUGAAUGUCAUCCCGCCGGUGGCCCAGGCCACAAUCAACUUCCGGAUUCACCCUGAACAAACAGUCCGGGAGGUCCUAGAACUCGUCAAGAACAUUGUGGCUGAUGACCGGGUCCAGUUGCAUGUGUUGGAUGCCUUUGACCCCCUACCCAUCAGCCCCUUUGAUGAUCAGGCCUUGGGCUACCAGCUGCUCCGGCAGACCAUACAGUCUGUCUUCCCGGAAGUCAACAUUGUUACCCCAGGUACUUGUAUUGGCAACACAGACAGCAGACACUAUACAAACCUCACCACUGGCAUCUAUCGGUUCAACCCCAUCUACCUGAACCCUCAGAACUUCCGUAGCAUCCAUGGGAUCAACGAGAAAAUCCCAGUGCAAGCCUAUGAGACCCAUGUGAAAUUCAUCUUUGAGUUUAUCCAGAACGCUGACAGAGAUGAGGAGCCGGCUCCUCACCUGCAUGAACUGUGAGGUCCAGGAGCAGCUGGAUUAGGGGUGCCUGACCUCGGGUACAGGUCACCCAGGAGAGAAAGCCAGUACUGAUGAAACUUUUGGUCAAAACCACGUUGUGAACAUCUCUCCCAAGAAUAAGUCCAGCGAGUAGGAUAGCGCCAGCAGGACUCUGCCUUCACCGGUCCUCCUGGUAACCCCAUCCCUCUGCGACCGCCAUUUAUCGCCUUUAUUCCUAUCUUAGUAGGUAUCUGGCUUAUCUGUCUUACACUGGUUAUUUAACAACUCCUUCUUAAGGUUGGACUUAACAACAAAUGCAGAUUGGAAAAAUCCCAGCCAGGUCUGACCUUCAGAAGUGUUUAAUUUCAGGCACACUUGCCAGCUUGGCUUCUCCACGGCUUUUCUAUUUCUUUUCGCUGUAAUCUCCAUUCCCUUUUCUCCCCCUCUUCCUGGAUGUUAGGCCAGCCCUUCAUCUGCCCUCUCCUGCCGCUGCACCCUUCCUUUACCCUCUGAUUCAUUCUACUUCUGAAGCAGAACUUAACUCACACUGUGAUGCCACCAUAACUACCCCCAACAAAAAAUUGGCCAAAUAAAGUGAUCUCAGCAGCA
Messenger RNA from Manis javanica (Malayan pangolin), 2180 nucleotides. It is a transcript of the gene PM20D1, whose product is annotated as peptidase M20 domain containing 1. The record is from RefSeq and is a predicted model, not a curated record. Gene Ontology annotation, molecular function: hydrolase activity, acting on carbon-nitrogen (but not peptide) bonds, in linear amides. Lineage: Eukaryota; Metazoa; Chordata; Mammalia; Pholidota; Manidae. Gene Ontology annotation, biological process: amino acid metabolic process; lipid metabolic process.